CAUUGCUGGUGCAUUAAUCAAGCUUUCCUUCUCUCCUCGGCCUCCUCAAUGCUCCUCUUCUCUGCCAAAAGCCAGCCCUUCACUUCCUCCAUAUGACCAUCCGACUUCACCAUCUCCGCAUAAUAAUCAGGAGGCCCGAGACAUCAUUUUUUGAUCUUCUUCUUUCUUGUUGAUGUAGCAGAGCAUCGAAAGGGGUAUCUAAUUGGAAUGCUAAGGUCAGGCCUUGUGUAAACCUAUCCUAAUCCCAGUCCAGCGGUCUCUGUCCCUUAGGCAAGCGCAGGAUCUUUCAAAUGGGAAAGAAAGAUGGAGUGGAAUCCAAAAGACUUAUAGGUUGUUAUGGAACCAAUUCUCUGCUAUGAUUGAAUUCAAUUGUAAUAUUAAAAUUGAAAUCGAUUGAUAGAUGGAUUGGAUUCUCGUAUUUGGAGCAAAUAUCCCUACUAUGAUUUCAAUUCAUUCUGUUUCCUAUCUUCCUUGCUGUUCUCUUCCUCUCUCUGGAAACCCCACAUUGCUACUAAUACUGGAAAGAAACAAACCAAAAUAGAACAAAGAAAAUGAUCCAAUUUACAUACUUAAGCACCAAGAACAACCCUUGAUUUAUGGAACAAAAUUUACUCUAAACUGAUAGCUAGACCAUCAAACAAAUACACACAUAGCCUCGAUUCAACAAAGCUUAUGGACCCAAUUCAGAAUUAUUCAAACCCAAAAGAUGGUUUACCAUGAAGUUCAUGAGUUUAUACAAGAACAAGCUAAAACACAGCUUGAUGCAAAAAUCAAAGAUACAUAAAAGGGCCCAGUGACUAUACAAAAGCAAGCUAUUUCAAUGUGAAAGAGAAAGGAAAACAGAAAUAAAACCAAGCAGGUUCAGGCUCAGAGGUGACAGUUUACCUUGUUAGAGAGAGAUUGAGCUUUUGAAGUUGAUAUCGCAGAUACUGCAAGAAGAGCCAAAGUAAAACCCUAAACCCUGAUUUGAUACGGAUAACAUUAGGCCUUUGUAUAAAAUUACAAGUGACUUGCUAGCAUUUACAUUUUUUUUAAUUGAAUGAUAAUAUCUCACUCUAUUGUUUGCAAAAUAGUAUUGAAUUCUCACUCUAUUGUUGGUGAUGAAGGUGGCUUUGCUCCUAAUAUUCAGGAAAACAAAGAGGGUCUUGAACUGCUCAAGACAGCAAUAGCCAAAGCUGGAUAUACCGGAAAGGUUGCUAUCUCUUCUGAUGAUGUUAAAGCUCUUUGCUCUUAAAAUCAUUAUGGAUGUUGCUGCUUCAGAAUUCUAUAAUAACGAUGACAACACCUAUGAUUUGAAUUUCAAGGAAGAGAACAACGAUGGAUCACAAAAGAUAUCUGGAGACAGUCUGAAGAAUGUGUACAAAUCAUGUGCGACUGAUUAUCCAAUUGUAACCAUUGAGGAUCCAUUCGAUCAAGAUGACUGGGAACACUAUGCUAAGAUGACAUCUGAAAUUGGUGAGCAAGUGCAGUUUGUUGGUGAUGAUCUCCUUGUCACAAACCCCAAGUGUUUUUAUUGCAGCGUGUGGAGAAAGCAAUUAAGGAGAAUACCUGCAAUGCUGGAGCUACCAAAUCUAAACUGUUUAGCCCUCUAUUUCACAAUUUAUCAGGUGAAUCAAAUUGGUUCUGUAACUGAAAGUAUUGAAGCUGUGAAAAUGUCGAAACGUGCUGGCUGGGGUGUCAUGGCAAGCCACAGGAGUGUUGAAACCGAGGAUACUAUCAUAGCUGAUCUUUCGGUUGGAUUGGCUACAGGACAGAUCCAGACUGGAGCUCCUUGCAGAUCAGAACGCCUUGCACAAUACAACCAUGUAGAUGGAAAUGUCUUUCAACAUACACAGCUUAAGAUGAGGAAUCUCACAAAGUAUGAUUUUUCAUAUCAUACACAGCUUAAGAUGAGGAUCUCACAAAGUAUAUUACCCAAAUUCAAAGCAACACAAUAUGCAGGUCAAGGUGAAAGAAAAAACUAUCCCGUGGUCAGCUCAUAGGAUAACUCACUUUUUCAUUCUGCUGAAACAGAACAGCUAGUUUUAACCAAAAUUUUUGCAGAGCACACUAGUCUUACUACACUUGAAUUAACCAAAAUUUUAUUCA
Messenger RNA from Populus trichocarpa (black cottonwood), 2088 nucleotides. Its product is annotated as enolase. NCBI's taxonomy places the organism in Eukaryota, Viridiplantae, Streptophyta, Magnoliopsida, Malpighiales, Salicaceae. Bases 1209 to 1982 code for a protein of 257 amino acids. The record is from RefSeq and is a predicted model, not a curated record. The transcript has 6 exons. Gene Ontology annotation, biological process: glycolytic process. Gene Ontology annotation, cellular component: phosphopyruvate hydratase complex. Gene Ontology annotation, molecular function: phosphopyruvate hydratase activity; magnesium ion binding.